Penicillium subrubescens is the source of this 975-nucleotide messenger RNA. Its product is annotated as class I SAM-dependent methyltransferase. The record is from RefSeq and is a predicted model, not a curated record. The transcript has 5 exons. Gene Ontology annotation, molecular function: methyltransferase activity. Bases 1 to 975 code for a protein of 324 amino acids. NCBI's taxonomy places the organism in Eukaryota, Fungi, Ascomycota, Eurotiomycetes, Eurotiales, Aspergillaceae.
AUGGGUACCAAAUCAUCCGAACCAAAAAGCGAAUGUGACACACAAUCGCUGACAGAAAGUGUAACGGACUAUCCUAUGGAAAAUGGCAGACGGUAUCACAGGUACCAUGAAGGAGCCUAUCCAUACCCCAAUGACGAACAAGAGCUUGAUCGUCUCGACAUGCAACAUCACAUGUUUAAAUUGGUCAUGGAGGGCAAAUUAUACCAUGUCCCACUUAACAACCCUAAACAAAUUCUCGAUAUCGGUACUGGAUCUGGUAUCUGGCCUAUAGAAAUGGCAACAUUAUUUCCAAACGCCGCAAUCACAGGCACAGAUCUUUCACCAGUCCAACCAACCGAGGUUCCAGAAAAUGUUCACUUCCUUGUCGAUGAUGCAACAGAAAAGGAGUGGCUAUGGGAAGCGAAUCAUUUUGACUUUAUUCACGUUGGACACAUGACUGGAGCCAUGGAGUCUUUCAAAGGCCUGCUACGGAAGGCAUUCACACACCUUAAACCGGGAUCAUAUCUUGAAUGUCAUGAAAUGGACCCGAAACCAAAAUGUGAUGACGGUACUAUGCCGCCCGAAAACCCAGACGGGUACAGCGCAUACGCUUUGCAUGAUUGGUUUGACCUGCAUAUGCGGGCUAGCUCCGAAGUUGAACCCUCACGACAGUUCCGGAUAGCACCUCGAAUUGAACGAUGGAUGAAAGAGAUCGGGUUCGUUGAUGUUGAACAACGAGUCUUCAAAGUUCCGAUAAAUACUUGGCCAACCGACGAGAAAAUGAAGGAUAUCGGAAAAUGGAGUGAGAGCAAUUGGCUCGAAGCGCUGGCAGGUUGGUCCUAUAAGCCUUUUCUCGGACUGGGUUGGUCCAAAAUUGAGAUCGAAGUCUUCCUCGUCGACGUGAGGAAAAGCAUCCAAGACCGGAAUGUGCACGCCUAUAUGGAUUUCUUCGUGGUGACCGGCCGGAAACCGCUGGCCGAUACGAAGUCAUCAUGA